CGGGGCGUCUCUUGCCAGGAAAGCGCGUGGGAUUCAUAUUGUCGCGUCAUAGCCGUAUUGUAAUGUUUUUGUGGAAAGCGACGAUGACACCUUGCUAAUAGUCUGGUUUUAGAAUGUUGAUAACAUUGUGUUACGUGUAUCUGUGGGUGCGUUUCCAGAAAUGCUAUUCACUAGUGAUUCGCAACAGACUUUCAACGCUAAACAGCAAGCGCAGCCUGAGUUUCAUCCGCAGUUCCCGAUCGUCCUCAGUAUCUGUCCUGGCGACGACAGUUGCUCCAGCUCCGUGCCAACACUCGCCCGAGGACGACGUCUUCUUGCAGCUUGGAGACAAGUCAGUCACUGUAACGGAACUUAAGGUAUGUGAUGACAUCAUCAAAUGGAAUGUUUUAUCGGAGUCCGCCAUCGUUUGUGGGCCACAAAUAGACAACAUUUCAUUCAUCAUAGAAGCUUCUGGACACAGUGGUACCUGCAAAACACCAAACAAUGAACCUUUACAGGUGCUGAAGUGGUCUGACUUUUGCCAACCUCUGGCUUGCAGCCCUGGUCAGCCAUUCAGGGCAGUGGCUCAGGCCAGUGUUGAAGAUUUCGGUCGGCUGGCUGUAGCUUUUUUAGAGGAUCGCCUUCAACUGGAUAAUGGACUUGCGCCAUCAAAGAUUGUCCCAAUUUUCCUCAAAGAAUCCAUUCUUAGUGAGCCAAUUCAAUGCCCUGUGGAUCCCAUAAAUGUAAAGUCAAUACUCUUUGAUGACACUCAGGGAGUAAACGGUCAGCCUUUGCCUUUUCACAUGUUACCACACCUCCAGCACUCUCAGUGCUGUAAAAGUAACCUACCUCUUACCCCUUAUUCAAAGAAGAAGUUAGAAAAACUAAGAGUAUCAGGACCAACUUGCUUCAGCCAGGAUCAAAGUACUAACUCUGAGCAUAAUUUCUUGGGAAAUCAUCACCACAUGGAGAGCCAUGGACACUCUCUCCAUCUGUCAAGCUGCCAUGAAUGUCUGGAGCUCGAGAAUAGCACAAUCCUCUCUGUCAAAUAUAGUUCAGCAGAGAACAUUUCAGACAUCCCUGAUGAUCCCUCACUAUGUCUUGAUAGUGAGCAUAAGACUUUUGAUGACUUUGAACUUGAUGUCAAAAGUAAUGUUUGCAAAAGCUAUGGAUUUGAACAUAAACUUCCAAAUGUUGUAGUGUACACAAAUGGUAGCAAAGAGCGUUUUCGAGCAGUUCAUCGUGUUUUAACAGAGUGUCUAAACAUGGAAAAGUACAUUAUAUAUUCCCUUCAGCCACAGCAAGCCCUGAGUGAACCCUGGAUUGAAAAUACGAGGCUCCUGGUUCUCGCAGAGGAGGAAGUGCUAACACCCCAGCUUCACACAAGAUUUUUGAAUUAUCUGAGCCAUGGUGGAAGGGUCCUGGGGCUUGCUUCCUCCCUGUGCCCUGCAGGUAUCUCUCUAGAGAACAGAGACCAACAACCUGGGAAAGUGUGUAGACUAAGCUUCACACGAAAGGACUGCACAGAACUUGAACUGAAUGUGUUGGCAACUGGGAAAGUCUUUGUCAGAGAUGUCCAGGGACAAGGGAAUUUGCGGCUCUUGGGGGAGCUCAAAGAUUGUCCUCAUCAGAAGCAUAUGGUUAUCAUCAGGGUAACCCACGGAGAGCAUGGGGGGGAAGCUGUCUUGUGUCAGAUCCACCUGGAAAGCACUCCAGACUUCCAGAACCUGCCAACUGAAGGUUUUGAUGGUUUAAAGGUCAACAAUGCACUACAACAUCAAGUCUUGGUAGAGAUUUUGACUUCUCUUGGCCUUAGUUGCCAGCAAAACAAAACACCAGCACGAAGUCCAGUUUACCUUCUGGCCACCUCUCAGGAGGCCAAAGCUAAGUUUCUUCAGUGUCUACACACGCAAGUAAAUGAUGAUGGCCUUGUCAUGAUGUCAAAGGCAUCCCUCAGGAUAUUGCCCAGUACUGAGCUACAAGAUGGUGCUUUUCUGCAUGACUGCUCUCUUUCACUCUUCACUGACACUCCUGAGUCACAGAACUGGGACCAGUUUUGUUUCGAUACCUACUGUAAUAACCUGACAACCGUUCUGCUGGGGCAUACCUUGCUGUAUGCUGAGGUUGUUUCAUCUACCAUGGACCUGGUUGAAGGAUUUAAUCUGCAUUUACCAGAAGAUGUUGGUUUAAUAGUCGUAGCUGCUCAACAAAGUCAUGGCAGAGGGCGGGGAAGAAAUGCGUGGCUUAGCCCUCUGGGCUGCGCUAUGUUCACACUAUGUGUCCAGAUAAAGCUGAGUUCGAGGCUUGGACAGAAGAUUUCCUUUCUGCAACACCUGGCUGCUCUUGCUGUAAUUGAAGCUGUGCGUACACUUCCUGGAUAUGAGGACAUUGACUUGCAGAUAAAGUGGCCCAACGAUAUCUACAACAGCAAACUGAUGAAGCUUGCAGGAGUUCUUGACAUUGACUUGCGGAUAAAGUGGCCCAACGAUAUCUACAACAGCAAACUGAUGAAGCUUGGAGGAGUUCUUGUAACUUCCACUGUCAUGGGUUCAACAUUUCAUCUACUAAUUGGCUGUGGUUUCAAUGUGAGCAACAGUAAUCCAACAGUGUGCAUCAAUGACCUAAUCCAGAAGUACAACAUUCAGCACAAUUGCGACCUGCAACCCCUGAGCUGUGCACAGUUUAUUGCUCGGACAGUCAGCUGCCUGGAGGACCUCAUAGACUGCUUUCAACGCGGCGGUGCAGAGGCAAUCCUGCCAAUCUACUACAAGAGAUGGCUUCACAGGACCUGCGCGAUGCGCGGCUGUGGCGAGAUGGACGGUCCCCAGUGAGCCGGACCACGUCCAGCUAACUCGCCGCUGGCGGGUUGGCACGGGGCAGGAAGAUGCACUUCAGGGAAGAUUUAUUUUUUGGGGUUGUACGCAUAGCUUGAUAGCCAAUUGCACUCUGUAGUGGUAGAAAAAAUGGCCCAAGUUGUUAUCAAUAAGGAAAUAGCAUUUGCACAGAAAAACCUCUGCAUGGAAUAAGGGCACUAGGUACUUACAGAGUGGGGGAGGGACGACUCAUGCCAGAGGCCUGCUUGUGUCAUCUGGCUUUGUUUUAGCCCCUCCCCCAAAAAACAGUCAUCUGAGAAAGUGAAAAAGAGUUUAAUGCAAUAUCUCAACAAUUCAAUACUAAAUUAUUUGCAUGUUUUCAGCUCUUCAAACAUAUUUAAUGUAUUUAGAAAGAAAAACAAAACACCACAAUUACUUAACUGGGUCUUUAAGUUUUUGGUUGUAAGUGUAGUAAAAUGUGAAAAAGUUCAAGGGGUAUGAAAUUGUAUCCACUGUAAUUACAACUACACAAAAUCAGAAUCGAUAGAUGGGUUGAUAUUUUAUAAAAGUUGACUGUCUAUUGUUUUUUCUUUCAGCGGAGGUCUGGUGCAUCUUUGGAGCGAGGAUGGACCUGACGCUGAGGUG
Phyllopteryx taeniolatus (common seadragon) is the source of this 3437-nucleotide messenger RNA. It is a transcript of the gene hlcs, whose product is annotated as holocarboxylase synthetase (biotin-(proprionyl-CoA-carboxylase (ATP-hydrolysing)) ligase). Gene Ontology annotation, biological process: protein modification process. The record is from RefSeq and is a predicted model, not a curated record. Lineage: Eukaryota; Metazoa; Chordata; Actinopteri; Syngnathiformes; Syngnathidae. Gene Ontology annotation, cellular component: cytoplasm. The transcript has 12 exons. The coding region runs from base 114 to 2810 and encodes 898 amino acids. Gene Ontology annotation, molecular function: biotin--[biotin carboxyl-carrier protein] ligase activity.